CUGGCCGCUUCCAGGGGAGGCGCCACCUCGUCGCGCCCGUCCCGGACGGUGCAGUGCGAGCGGCGCAGGAGGCGGAGCGGAGGCGGCGGGGCCGGCGCUGAGCCAGUACAGGCUACGCCAUCAUCUCUGAAGAUGUUAGAUGUGGGGAAGUGGCCAAUUUUCUCCCUUUGUUCUGAGGAAGAGCUGCAGCUAAUUCGCCAGGCCUGUGUCUUUGGAAGUGCUGGCAAUGAAGUUUUAUAUACUACAGUGAAUGAUGAGGUUUUUGUGCUUGGCACAAACUGCUGUGGCUGUUUGGGAUUAGGUGACGUCCAGAGCACCAUUGAACCUCGGAGACUGGAUUCUUUAAGUGGCAAAAAAAUAGCCUGCCUCAGCUACGGGAGUGGCCCCCAUAUUGUUCUUGCGACAACAGAAGGAGAAGUCUUUACCUGGGGUCAUAAUGCUUAUAGCCAGCUGGGCAAUGGGACAACUAAUCAUGGUUUGGUGCCCUGUCAUAUCUCUACUAAUUUGUCCAACAAACAAGUGAUUGAAGUUGCCUGUGGGUCUUACCAUUCUUUGGUGCUAACAUCUGAUGGAGAAGUAUUUGCCUGGGGUUAUAAUAACUCUGGGCAGGUAGGAUCUGGAUCAACAGCUAAUCAGCCGAUCCCUCGAAGAGUCACGAGCUGCCUACAGAGUAAAGCAGUUGUGAACAUAGCGUGUGGACAGAUGUGCUCCAUGGCGGUGGUGGACAACGGGGAGGUUUAUGUCUGGGGUUACAAUGGAAAUGGGCAGCUCGGACUUGGCAGCGGUGGCAACCAGUCAACCCCGUGUAGACUGGCUUUGCAAGGUGUUCGUGUCCAGCGGGUUGCCUGUGGCUACGCACACACAUUAGUAUUAACAGAUGAAGGCCAAGUAUAUGCUUGGGGUGCAAAUUCUUAUGGCCAGUUGGGCACUGGCAAUAAAAGUAACCAGUCCUAUCCUACUCCUGUUGUUGUGGAAAAGGACAGAAUUAUAGAAAUCGCAGCCUGCCACUCUGCCCACACAUCUGCCGCCAAGACCCAGGGCGGGCACGUGUACAUGUGGGGCCAGUGCCGGGGCCAGUCCGUGGUCCAGCCUCACCUCACCCACCUCUCCUGCACGGACGACGUGUUUGCCUGCUUCGCCACUCCCGCCGUCUCCUGGCGCCUCCUCUCUGUGGAGCCUGACGACCACCUCACAGUAGCUGAGUCUCUGAAGAGGGAGUUUGACAACCCCAGCACCGCAGACCUGAGAUUUCUGGUGGAUGGAAAGUACAUUUAUGCACAUAAAGUCCUUCUCAAAAUUAGGUGUGAGCAUUUUCGUUCUUCGUUGGACGACCGUGAGGAUGAUAUUGUAGAAAUGAGUGAAUUUUCAUAUCCUGUUUACCGAGCCUUCCUGGAAUACCUGUACACAGACAGCAUCAGCCUUCCCCCUGAGGAGGCCGUAGGAUUGCUAGAUUUGGCUACAUUUUAUAGAGAAAAUCGUUUGAAAAAGCUCUGCCAGCAAACUAUCAAGCAAGGCAUCUGUGAGGAGAAUGCCAUUGCCCUGCUCUCUGCUGCUGUGAAGUAUGAUGCUCAGGAUUUGGAAGAAUUCUGCUUCAGGUUUUGUGUAAACCAUUUGACUGUAGUAACACAAACCUCAGGCUUUGCAGAAAUGGACCAUGAUCUCCUGAAGAACUUUAUCAGCAAAGCAAGCAGAGUUGGAGCCUUUAAAAAUUGAUCCUCACCUGCAGGAAAACAUUUUUAGCAUUCCUGUCUUCCCUUCAAAAGCCAGAGAAUAACUUCUCUUUAAUAGUAUUAAUGAUGAGCUACAUUUGGCUGAAUACUUACAUUCUGUCAAAAGAGGGAUGGUGGUCAGUCUUCCCCACCUGCUGAAAUCCAGAGUUGAUAAAAAAGGAAUUAAACUCUCUGAUCAGAUGUGACUAAGCUCCAGGGAAAACAAUUAAAAUGUCUUAUUAUAUUUACCAUUUCCUCUUUUGAGUCACUUAAGUUGGACACUUUUGGCAUAUUGGUCUAAGUAUAUGCUAGUCUGGCCGAAUGUUCUGUUAUUCAACAGGCUGAUAUUGCAUAGAUAGCAUGACAAGGAAUGCUGUCACCUCCACAUUUUCAGCAUCCAGUACCUUGCAUAUAGUAGGCACACAAUUAAUUUAUUAUAAAUGUUAAGUAUGCCCUGAGAAUAGCUUUUUUUUGUGGGAUAAUGGAUGGAGGAGUAAGUUGUACAAAAACAAAUUUAAAACAGCAUGCAUCUGUUAAGGUUCAUACUCUUCUGGUGCAUCGUUCUGAGAAAUAGUGGCUAAUUUAGAGCAUUAAUUAGAAUUCACAAAAGGCCUUGGCAAAUAAAUUGUCAAAGGCCUAAGGGCUAACUUUAAUUUUCUAUUUACUCUGAGUCAUUGAUUUCGCUUAUGGGAUUAUUGAAUAUGAAGUACUAUCUUUGAAUGAAUGUUAUUUCUGGGCUCACCUGCCUUACAUAAUUGCAAAAUGUCCUUUGCUUUUGUGUUGAGAGAUUUGCCUCUGUAUAUAAAAAUGUUUGUGUUUUUCUUGUAAUUGUCUUUUAUGUCACUUUAAAUCAGGUCUCUUAACCUGGCACAGUGUAAUUAUAAAAUACCAGCUGAAAAGGCACUAAAACUUACAUUUCAUAUACAGCAUUAGGAAGAAUGAGAUAAAUUUAUACUUUUAGAUCAAAACAAGUUACCCAACUGCAAAAUAAAAACUGGAAUGAGAUAUAGGAUAGUAUCAGAUCCUCCUAAUAUGUUUCACAAUAUGAUAUUAUGUAAAGAAAACUCUUGGAACUAGAAACCUGAACUAUUUGAUAAUAAAGUGCUUAUUUGAGUAUAAUAGAACAGAUGUGUUUUUUAAAUUUAUUAAAAAUUUUUUUCAAAUA
This is a messenger RNA of Eptesicus fuscus (big brown bat), 2874 nucleotides long. It is a transcript of the gene RCBTB2, whose product is annotated as RCC1 and BTB domain containing protein 2. Bases 133 to 1713 code for a protein of 526 amino acids. The record is from RefSeq and is a predicted model, not a curated record. NCBI's taxonomy places the organism in Eukaryota, Metazoa, Chordata, Mammalia, Chiroptera, Vespertilionidae. Gene Ontology annotation, molecular function: protein binding. The transcript is spliced from 12 exons.